Molecule: messenger RNA, 816 nt
Organism: Brassica oleracea var. oleracea
Lineage: Eukaryota; Viridiplantae; Streptophyta; Magnoliopsida; Brassicales; Brassicaceae
Product: RING-H2 finger protein ATL66
Exons: 1
Coding region: 61-564 (167 amino acids)
Source: RefSeq, a predicted model, not a curated record
GACCCAUUGUGCAUUUACAAAAUAAAACAACCAUAAAUACCAUCAAUCGCCAGCCGAGAAAUGACGUCAUCAUCACCGUCUCCGAGAGCCUCUAUGCUUCUGUACUGGCACGAGAACCAGUACGACGACCGUAACUUCCAGAUUCACGGCCAGACAGUUUUCUUCGUCGUGGCUCUGUUCUCCGUCGUCCUCUUCUUCGCGUUACUCACUCUCUACAUCCACAGGAGCUGCCUCGCUCGCGAUCCCACCGACUUCCACGCGCCGUCUCCUCCGUUUACGCUGUACGUCAGCGGAGGUCUUGACCCGGCGGAGAUUCGGAGUUUGCCGGUGGUGCUCUGCCGGAGAGAAGCUGAGGAGGAACAGAGGGAGUGUUGUAUAUGCCUCGGUGGUUUAGAAGAAGGGGAGAAGAUGAAAGUGCUUCCUCUGUGUCGCCACUGUUACCACUGCGAAUGUGUGGACCGGUGGCUUAUGACCGAGUCGAGUUGUCCGCUGUGCCGAGUCUCGAUCAGAGUCGACUCGUCCGUGUCGUUGCCAGUGCAUGGGAAUGAAACGACGACGUGUUGAGUGAUAGUGAUUUUAAGAUAUUUGUGGUUUUGUUUUUGUCAUGGGGUUGAGUAAAGAUAUUUUAGAAACAGACAGACAGGAAUAGCAAUGGUUAUAGUUUAUUUGGAAAACAAAAGAUUAUUAUGUAAAUGUCUAUUCAAGUGAUUGUGAAGUUUUUAUCACUUCUUCUGCAGAUAUUUUUUUAAUUUGUAUGAUUAAGAUCUUUGUUGUGUAGAUAUUUUAAAAGUUGACAAAGUAAUAUAAUAUACCCAA